AUGAAAUCUCCAACAUCGCCAAUGCGCCCCGGAUCAGUCGAACGGCCACCAUCGGCUCGAUCGAUUCGAAAUGGUAACCGACAAUUACUCCAACUAGUGACGAAUCGACGAGUCUAUAUAGCUGAAAAUAAUAUUCCCGCCGGUAACAAUCAAUCGAAUAAUAGUGAACAAAAUUCAAAAACUUCACCAUUCAACUGGCUGGUAAACACAACAAAUGCAAAAACAACAAAUGAAGAUGCAAAAGAUGUAGGCGAAGAGAAUCGUAAUAAUCUGAAAAGUACUCAACUGAAGCAUUUGAUCUUCAAACAACUUGAUAAAAGUCCUAUCGAGGUACAAGUUCGUUGUGUAUUUAUGCGAGUUGGUGAAAUUGAUACAUUGAAUGAACGUUAUUAUGCUGAAAUACUUUUCGAAGCUUCUUGGGAAGAACAGAAACUCAAAGGUCUACAAAAGACAUCUUUCGAUCCAAUGGUCUAUUGGACACCACAACUCGAAUUAGUGAAUGGCAUCGGUGAAAUUCACGAUACGAUAACUUACAGUGUUCGUCAUGAUCGGCAAGGUAUUGCUACUGUGACUGAGCAUCAUAAAUUGAAAGGCACAUUGUGGGAAAGAAUGGAAUUGCAAUAUUUUCCACUUGAUGUUCAAGAACUCUCACUUUCAAUUACAACAUCACAUUCAAGCAAAGAAAUGAUCUUUGUGAAGAAUCUUCGUAAACCAUCGGGAGCGAACCGACAAGUUUUUACUGAUCAACAAGAAUGGUACCUUUUUGAACAUGUAGAUAUCGAAAUAACAGAGAGAAUCGAAGAAUAUCUUGAAGAUGGAAACAACCACUCAGUAGUUAUUUGUUCUUGUCAUGCUGCACGCUGUGGCAAUGAUCAAGAAGCACUUGAAUUAGCUACACGAGCCUUAGCUCUUCUUGAACGCUGUGCACCAUCUGAUUCUCCUGUAGUGGCCUCAUUCUUGAACAAUUUAGGAACAAAUCAGAUCAGUGCAGGAUUAUUCUCUGAUGCUCAAUUAAGUUUUGCCAGAGCAUUGACUAUUUGUGAAAAAUGUCUUCCAAAAGGACAUCCAAAUCGAGUGGUAAUGGAAAGUAAUAUUGAACGAAUAACUAAAAUGGAGCAAAACAAUCAUCAAAACUUAUUUUCUCGUUUAUGGAAGUUUUCGUUAAAGACUUUACUUUCAUAG
Messenger RNA from Rotaria sp. Silwood2, 1182 nucleotides. The record is from the annotation of a GenBank genome assembly. NCBI's taxonomy places the organism in Eukaryota, Metazoa, Rotifera, Eurotatoria, Philodinida, Philodinidae.